Molecule: messenger RNA, 1180 nt
Organism: Nicotiana tabacum (common tobacco)
Lineage: Eukaryota; Viridiplantae; Streptophyta; Magnoliopsida; Solanales; Solanaceae
Product: glutaredoxin-C9
Source: RefSeq, a predicted model, not a curated record
ACAUUCUAGGGAAAAAACGUUCUUUAAUAUCGAGUGGAAACUUCCUUUCAAUUUUCCACGACUAAUGUGGAAGCAAACUAAGAGGCCACCAAUUCACCACUUGGAAUUUUAGUACAAUAAAUUAAAUAUUAUUAUAACGUAUUGAAAACGUACCAAACAGUAAACAUGACGUUUAUUGUUUCGUCAUAGCCGUUGACGUUAGGGCACUACACCACUUUCAUUUUGUCACUUCUCCUACAACGAAUUAUAUAUACACCACUUCCCUCUCUAUUUCACUUCCCUUUCUCCCCCUAUCCCCCACAACCCACCAUGCAACGAUCUAUACCAUAUAGAAAUUGGCUGCCGUCCACCACCACCACCACUACAGGCGGAAGCUCCUCCACCACCUCUAGUGGUGGUUCCACCUUAUUUGAGUCAUAUUCAGGUGAGAGCAACGAAACCUACUCUAAUAGCAAGAGAAAUCAAGAUAAAAACUCAGGCAUCAGUACGGGCGUGGCAAAAUUAGUAUCAGAGAAUGCAAUAAUUGUCAUAGCGACACGUGGAUGCUGCAUGUGCUAUGUCAUCAAGAAUUUGCUACUAGGGUUAGGUGUUAACCCUACGAUUUUUGAAGUGAACAAGGAAGAUGAAGAAGAUGUGAUGAAGGAGUUGUCGAGAAUUGUGGGUGGCGAUGAACAAAACGGCGGCGGAAUACGGCAGUUUCCGGUGGUUUUUGUAGGCGGAAAGUUGUUCGGAGGACUAGAAAGAGUGAUGUCUACACAUAUUUCUGGUGAAUUAAUUCCAAUACUUAAAGAAGCUGGAGCUUUAUGGCUUUGACUUAAGUCAAUUAUUUAUUCUCUUGUCUGUCUUUCGUAUAUCUUAGGUAAUUAAUCAUUGACAGAAAAAUCAGGAAUUUUCUUACAUCCCACUUUUACUCCAUCUUGCUUAGAUUUUUCAGUGGAACUCGAAUUCUACUUUUUUUAAUCUUUUUUUUCAAAGGUAAGAUAGGAUCUUUUAAAUGGAAAAAAGUUGAAUAAAAGAUUAUGAUGGCAAGAUUCUUUGUAUAUGAUGAGAAUAAGAUUAUUGCUAAAAUAAUGUAUUAUUAAUCUUCGAGAGGGAAGGUACAACACUAGGAGUAUCCAUUAUUGUCCAAGUUAGGCACUUGGAUUAAUCAUUAAUAUCAUUCGAAGACCUCCAUUUACCA